Messenger RNA from Pogonomyrmex barbatus (red harvester ant), 2224 nucleotides. RefSeq lists its product as uncharacterized. Gene Ontology annotation, cellular component: neuronal cell body; dendrite; axon. The record is from RefSeq and is a predicted model, not a curated record. Lineage: Eukaryota; Metazoa; Arthropoda; Insecta; Hymenoptera; Formicidae. Gene Ontology annotation, biological process: sensory perception of taste; chemosensory behavior; male courtship behavior.
UUAAAAAAUUAUAAAAAGACAUCGAUAUAAUAUUAUCAUAUAGUGCAAUAAUAAGGAACUGUCUUUUCAAGUCGUGAUCAUUAAUUAGUGUGAUAAUCUAACAUUACAAUUGGAGAAAAUGGAGAGUGUAUUCCGUAUUAUCAUGCCAGUAUAUCAUGUCAUAUAUAUACAGGUAAUAAAUAUUCCAGUGGAUGUCACUAAGUGCGUAACACAACGUACCAGUAAUCGGUUAUUUUCAUCACGGGAUCGGUGUCGACUGAUAUAGAGCUGAAAUAUCGACUUUAUGUUCUUUAUCAUCACGUUUAAUGACUUUCACAAACUUAAUAUUUAAUAAUGUUUUGCAUACGUGACGCUUACGAGGAAGACAUUAGCGGAAGCGUCAUCGUUUUCCGUAUGCUCAGUGCACCUUUGUAAGAAUGAAGAAUAAAGUAGACUCGAGUGCACGUGAAUUUACCAGAUUGAUCGUAUAUGACAUUCAAAGAAUCGCGAUUAAUUUGGAUUCAGAGCAAUUGGAAAGAUAAAUAUCGAUAAGACGACACGGACAUCUCUUGAAAUAUCUAUGAAUGAUAGACGCGUAAAACAUUUUGACAAAUAUAUUUUUUCAAAUGUGCAAAUUAAAUCUUCACGCGGAUAUCUCAUAAAGGCACACAUUAUAUUAAAAAGAAGAUCGAAUUAAAAUAUAAUAAAAUAUAUUUUUAAAAAAUUCUACAAAAUACAUAAAAUGAAAGAUGUAAAUAUAAUAAGUUGCUUUGCUCAUAAUGGAGAAGAGAAGCAGAUAUCAACUUUAGAUUAAAAUAUGGAAGAAAAUAGUCAUUGCAAAAAUGUCGCCGGUUCGAUUGAAAAUUUAGUCUUCAUGGAUGUCAAUAAAAUUUCCAAUUUCUUUAAAAAACCGAAUAAAGAGAAUAUUGUCACGGAGAAAAUUAAUAAGCAGAAAGUGAACAAGAUAACAUCAGAGCCACGUAAAAAUUCAUUUUGGUUGCUUAGGAUAGCAAUAAUAUUUUUCAAGCUCCUCGGUCUCGCCACAUUCGCUCACCGUGUCGUCACGCAGAAAAACAAGAUAUCGUGCAUAUUUCAAUAUUCCGAAUUCGGGAUCGUCUACAAUGUCGUAAUCGGUAGCUUGAUGAUCGCCUCGAAUUAUGUGUCGAUACCGUUCAGAGUCAAUAUGCAAUACGAGAACAAGACAAACUUGACCGUAGGCAUAGAGAUUCUGCAAACUGUACUUGGCACCUUGGUGAUCUGCGCGAUUUUGCUCAGCUACUGCAUCGAUCAGAGAUCCUUGGUGAGAAUCGCCAAUCGAUUGAUGAAUGUCGAGCACGAGAUGGAUCGUUUGUACCGUUUGUAUUCGCCGCUGCGGCGACAACGUGUCCUCGGUACUCAGAUCAUCGCCUGCGUCUUGAAGAUCUGCCUGCUGAUCUUCCUCUUGACCACCGAGGUCAUGGCUUUCCACGCGAGCCCAGUCUCUUGGUUAACGGAUAUCGUGCCGACAUUUCACGUGGGCUGGCUGUUGAUACAAUACUUCUUGUUGGUUACAGUCAUCCAGGCGGACUUCGACGACGUGAAUCGAGCGAUACAGAGUCUGUCCAGGACCAACACGCCUGACAUUCGGCCGCAGUCUCUCUAUCAAACGCGUCGCAUCGUAGUCAGCAAUUCCACGGUUCAUCAACUGCUGCAGCUGCGGGAUAUGCACUCUCACCUCUGUGAGAUCUCCGAGAACGUGUCAGACUUUUAUUCACUGCCAGUGCUGUGCGCCAUCACUUUUCUCUUCCUGACGCUCAUAUAUAACGGCUACUAUCUUAUCUCACCUCUGUUGAUGGCCGACGAGAUUUUAAAGUACGAGGUUCUCAGUAAUACCAUCUUCUGGUUAAUAUUUCUUAUUUAUCCUAUUUCUCUCCUCGCCAACCGAAUUACCAAGAUUUUGAACGAGAUAAGAAAAACGGGCAACGUGGUGCACAGUCUUUUAAGCUGCGCGAUCGGCAAAGAGACAAAAUCAGAGCUUAAGCAAUUCUCUCUUCAACUGUUACAUCGCAAGAUACAAUUCACAGCUAACGGAUACUUCGUGCUUGAUAACACUUUCCUUCAUUCGUUAAUCGGCACAGUGGUAACGUAUUUAGUGAUACUCGUGCAAUUUCAAAUGGGAAGUUCAUGUUCAUCAAGAUCACAUUGUAACUAUACACGAGAAUAAGAUUUAUUAAAAGCAAAAUAAUAAAUAGAAAAUAAGAAAGCA